AUUACUGAACAUUCAAUUUGCGGUAUUAUUCGUUCCUCUCCAAAGCUCCAGCAUCUUGAUAUUAUCUUUUGUGAAAUUACUGAUAAAACAAUCAAAGAAAUUGCUAAAUUACCGGGAUCCGAAUGA
This is a messenger RNA of Funneliformis geosporum, 126 nucleotides long. The record is from the annotation of a GenBank genome assembly. NCBI's taxonomy places the organism in Eukaryota, Fungi, Glomeromycota, Glomeromycetes, Glomerales, Glomeraceae.